UUUUUUUUUUUCUCCUCCCUCAAAACCAGCCGGAAAAGGGAAGCUUUGGGCGGCGCGCUGCUCGCUCGCUUCCCCUUCCGUACCCCGCUCCGCCCCGGGCCGCAGCAGAGCGGGGCUGCCGGGCAGUUUCCAGCAUGGCCGUGGACUGGCUCGGCUUUGGCUACGCUGCUCUGGUGGCAUCAGGAGGGCUUGUUGGCUAUGCAAAAGCAGGUAGUGUCCCAUCUCUAGUUGCUGGCCUUCUCUUUGGGAGUUUUGCUGGACUGGGUGCCUAUCAGCUCUCACAGAAUCCAAAUAAUGUGUGGAUUUCUCUGAUUACAUCUGGAACAUUGACUGCUGUCAUGGGAACGAGAUUUUACAACUCUGGAAAAUUCAUGCCUGCAGGGUUAAUUGCCGGUGUCAGUUUGCUAAUGGUUGGAAGAUUAGCACUGAAGAUGAUGGAAAAAACGCACGAAAAGUAAUUUUACAGUUUAAUAUAAGGAAUGAAGAUGGAGGAAUAGAGAAGAAAAAGGAUGGAACAGUUUCCUAUAUCAAGAGAGCUUUUUUUUCUUUUCUUUUAAUAACGUGGAAGAAAAUGAUGAGAGUCUUUUAUGUUUGUUUGUUUAUGGGGGUUUUUUUUGUAUACAAGAUGCCAUUUGUUUCAAAGAUCCAGUAGAGCUAUUGUUGUGUGGUGAGAUACUGGUCCUGGUUUCCAAACAUAUCUCAGUGUAUUUUAACUCUUCCAAUUUUUAUAUUCCAAAAUAAACUGAUGACGUGUAUGAUGCAGGGGGGACUUGUAAUUAAGAAAGUAUCCACAAAGAGUCAACAGGAGUAGUUGGCCAAAUACAGCACUAUGGUAACUCAUACAUUUCAUACUGCAUGUUACAGUCUGCUUUACCUGCUUGCAUUCUGAAUUGUAAGACCAUGCAUGUAUGACACUAAACAGGUCUUACCUCUCUAUUACGGAAUGAUGUUAAAAGAGAAUGGCUUUUCUACAAGUAAAAUCUGUUACAAAACUUUA
This is a messenger RNA of Dromaius novaehollandiae (emu), 997 nucleotides long. Its product is annotated as transmembrane protein 14C-like. Gene Ontology annotation, cellular component: mitochondrial membrane. The record is from RefSeq and is a predicted model, not a curated record. The transcript has 5 exons. The coding region runs from base 135 to 458 and encodes 107 amino acids. Gene Ontology annotation, biological process: regulation of heme biosynthetic process. Lineage: Eukaryota; Metazoa; Chordata; Aves; Casuariiformes; Dromaiidae.